GCAAGGGCGGACUACCGCGCCCGCCGCCCUCGGGCAGGAAAGGGCAGGUCUGCACCGCUGCCCACGCUCGCUCCCGCGGCGACUCGUGGUCGGGACCGCGCGGGAGCGACAUGCCUGCGUGCCCGGGCCUGUGACCCGCUCGGGGAUGGACAGCGGCUCGGUGGCGGGCGAGCGGCCGAAGCGCACGCCGAGCCGUCAGCGGCUCCUGCCCUUCGGCUACGGGGUCCAGGCGCGCCCCGGCGUCUCCCCGCUGCCGGGCGGACGACGCUGGCUGAGGCUCCGCGGACGGGCCGCCCGCGCGUCCCCGCUGCUGCUCGUCCUGCUCGUGCCCUCCCCGCGCCUGGCCGCCACCGCCCCGCGUAGGACGCUGGCUGAGCGCACGCGCCCGGGACACGCCGUCCCCGCGGUUGCGCUCGGCGCCAGCAGGAACGCGCAGGGCCGUCUGCCGCUGGGCGUCGGGCGUGUGACCGCCCUGGCCAGCAGCCGGAGAGAGCUAAGCCUGUCUGCUGGGUGCCGGCAGCUAGAGCACAGAAAGGGGAACUUACCCUCUUCUGUGAGUCGGAAGCUCUACUUUGACACCCACGCUCUGGUGUGCUUACUUGAAGCAAAUGGGUUCACCACUCAACAAGCAGAAAUCAUUGUGUCUGCAUUGGUCAAGAACACAGAGACCAACAUGGACAUCGUCUACAAUGAUAUGGUCACCAAGGUGCAGCAGGAAAUCACUCUUCAGCAAAUAAUGUCGAAGAUUGCUAACGUGAAAAAAGAUAUGGUCAUCUUGGAGAAGAGUGAGUUUUCAGCCCUCAGAGCAGAAAAUGAGAAAAUAAAACUUGAACUACAUCAGUUAAAACAACUAGUGAUGGAUGAAGUGAACAAAGUCCGGACAGAUACCAAAUUAAACUUCAAUCUAGAAAAGAGCAGAGUAAAAGAACUGUAUUCACUGAAUGAGAAGAAGAUGCUGCAGCUGAGGACAGAAAUGGUGUCCCUGCAUGCCCAGCAAGACAGAGCCCUGACCCAGACAGACAGGAAGAUAGAAACCGAGGUGGCUGGCCUCAAGACUCUGCUGGAGGCACACAAGCUUGACACGAUCAAAUACUUAGCAGGGUCUGUGUUUACGUGCCUAACAGUAGCUCUGGGAUUCUAUCGCCUGUGGAUAUAAGAAAAUGUCUCUUUAAAGAAAUUUCCAUGAUUUUGCCUUAAGAGUACCAGAUUGUUAUCUCACCUACCCCACCCCACCUUUUUUUCUUGUUUCAAGUUUUAAUCCUAAUUUGACUUCAUGCAUAUUACUUAUUUCUGUGCAAACUGUGGAUCUAUAGCCAACGAGAAGAAGUCGGGAUUUCUGUGAUUAUUUUUCAGAUCUCCUCUCUUUAGUUGGCUUUUUGACUGAGCAGUGUGGACCACGCUUUCAAGACUCCAUUCAGCCAAACCAAUGGACUUGGUCUAACCUGCAGUAUAUGAUAAAAACAAAUACUAGUGUCAUCCUCUACAGCUUGAAAUAGUCUGUAAUGUGGAGAACUGGGGAACUCAUGUAAAUCGGAAGAAUCAUUGGAAUUCAACCCAGAAUACCAGCUCUUCUCUGCCUCAUCACCAGGCGCUCCCUUCGCAGCCUCCCUCUGCUGCAGCCGCUGCAGCGUUAGUGAUGCUGGACCACCUUCCGGGCCUUUGUCUUUGCUUUCCAUUAUAACAUCGCCUGGUUGUUGUUAAUGUGCCUUGCAGCUGGAAGUCUGGGACCUAAUGGAGCUUUGUAAUUCUAACUGCUGCCACUCAUGUGUUCUGAUUGUGAGACAAGGUCAUGCUAUUCAGCCCAGGCUAGCCUUGAACUCACAGUCCCUAGUCAAGACCACCAUGCCCAGCCUCUUAACCUUCCAGAAUGCUAGCCUUCCUCCCUCGCCAUCCUCUUACUUCCCCUCAUGAUGUGGGAGUUUAACACCACACUCCAGGCAUUACCUACCUAAAAAACUUAGAAUUCUUGGAACGAAAGCCUGCUUCAGUUUGUGGUUUCGAGUGAACUUCCUUCUGGUUGUCCACCUGUUUUUUAUAAAAUGACACACUGCACUUUCUUCCUGUGGGCUAUCUGGAUAGUGUACAUGGUUUUUAGAUGAGUGCACGUGUGCCUGUGAGCAGCAGCUCAGGUUGUCACUUGCCCAGUGAGGGGGCCGCCAUGCUCGCCAUUGGUCUCACGUGCAUUGAUUUCUUUGUGCCUGAAGACACCCUCACAUCCACCUUUCCUCUGUAUUUAGAAUGAGCAGCAAGGUUAUUCUGGAGAGACACACUCUCCUCCAGGUUAAGCUGUUGGCGGAUGGAUGAGAGUGAGCAUUCAGCAAGCAGUGACACCAAGGAACCCUUCCUGGCUUUCCCCACACAGGCACAAAUGCACAAGCUGGUGCACAAUGCAGAAACCCCAAGAGACUGCACCAUCAGAUUUGUGGAAUAAAACACCCCUUGUCACUGUUCCAACCACAUUGCUAAAAAUAAAAACCACCUUUUGUUCCUUGGAUGUAAUUUCCAAGUUUUAGAAAUCAUUAAGUCCUUGCCUCUUUAGAAAACAUUUGCAUAAAAAGACUCCGAGCCCCACAUAAUAUGGAAAUCAAGUGUUUUUGUACUAGAACAGUAUCAAGGUGAAAUAGAAGUCUAUCCUUUUCAAGUAGACAACAAAAAGGGUCUUAUCCACUUAAUAAAAUACUUUGUUGAUGUAUUCUCCCCCUAUUUCGGAAGAGUCCCCAAAGCCUGCCCAUCCUGCAGUCCCCUUACACACUGCAGGCCUCCAUGAACCGUCCCAGUUAGACCAGUUAACUGCUUCCUGGUAGCACAGCUUCAGAGCAAGGGCUCCAAGCCCAGAUGCUCUUAUCUCUUUCGGAGGAAAAAGCCCGGUAUGCAGUUAUAUUUCACAGAGGGUACGUUUCCUGAUCAAGUAUUCUUUAAGGAACACAUCUGUGUGUCUGCUUAAAGUAUUCCACAGCACUCCUGGGCUUGCCAGGCUGUGUCAUCUUUAAUUUUGCUCUAGAUUUUGUUUCUUUACCGCACAUGACAGUCUUAUUUGGCCUUAGAAAUGGUGCUGUCAUUGAGAGUGUGGGUGCCAUGCGUAUCUGAAGGUUAGGAGAGUUCAGGACUAGGUUCCCCUAUUUCCUAAUAAAGUUAAAAAGCAUUGAGCUAUAAAUAAGCAUCCUCCCUGUCGCCGCCUUGAACAUUCAGUGUGUGGGUGCUGUGACCAGACACUAACUGAACUUUCCUCACUGAGGCUUCGGAGCCCUUAGGAAAUGUCUGGCAGGUUUCCAGGCAGAGACCAUGGGUCAGGCCUGUGGGGACAUUUAACAGUAGCUACAUGGGGUAGAAGAGUCCAGUUCUUAAAGUGUUCCUCUGCCUUCUGCUGGGUACUGUGGUUUCUGUCCCCUCUUUUUUUCCUGUGGUACUUGCUAGGGACCAAACCACAGGCCUUCAAUGUUCUAUCGUCCUGCCUCAGCCUCCCGAGUGCUGAGAUGAUAGGCUUUAGUCAGCAUGUCUGCCACCCUCUGGCAGUUUCACCCCUUUCCUGCAUUUGUAUGCAAAACCCCUUUGGGGCUCUUUACUGGAGACGUGUGCUUUGAUUUCUGUACUGCUUUUCUUGCUUAACAUCUGGCGACAUGAUUUUUCCUUCACAUAUGCCCAGCACCUCAGGUAGAAAGUCACAUUCAUGAAGAAAGACCUGACUCAGAGCAGAAGUCUUGCUGGGAUCUCUCAGAACGCUUUAAGCACCGGGAGCCUGAGCCGCAACAAGCCUGUGCUUGGGCUGGCCUGUCCAAUGUCUUGGCAUCUUCUUCCCUUUGAUUGUCCUUGUCCCCCUCCACCCCAGGCCGGUCUGCCUGCUAAUUAUCCCUGUCACUACUAUGAGCAUUUCCCUUCUCCAACUUUUGUAUGCCAUGUGCCAGAACUGGCAGAGCCAACUCUAGAAAACUUGGGACUUUAAGGUAAUCAAAAUUGUUACAGCUUUUAUGGUCCUAAUGCAAAAAUGUGUUAACCAGAAAUAAUUUAUUCUUUAUGUAUGUAAGAUACUUGGAAAUGUUCAGCCUUAUUGGAAUUGUAUUCAGAAAACAUCUUUUUACAGAUUUGUACUUACAUUCCUUCAAUGACAACCCAGAUCAUGUUGUAAACCUUUUAUUACUUCAGCAAAUAUUCUAUUAUUUUUUAUUAUUGUAUGGAGUGAAUAUAUUUUAUUAUCUAAGAUAAAAGAUUUAUGCUUGUGUGGCUAAUAGAACUUUCUGGUUCAGACUCAAUGUAUGAAACAGAAUAUACCUUCUAUCUGAAACAACUGCAUCUAAACUAAUAAUACUACCCAUUGUAAAAUGAUACCAUUCAAUUGCCUCUAGUGAAUUACAAGUAAAUACAAUACCUAAAAAAAAUUGGAUUUACAGAGAAACUAUAUUUGAAAGUGAAUGUCUGAUUUGCAAAAUAAAUUUUUAUUUGAAAGAA
Onychomys torridus (southern grasshopper mouse) is the source of this 4443-nucleotide messenger RNA. It is a transcript of the gene Mcur1, whose product is annotated as mitochondrial calcium uniporter regulator 1. NCBI's taxonomy places the organism in Eukaryota, Metazoa, Chordata, Mammalia, Rodentia, Cricetidae. Gene Ontology annotation, biological process: calcium import into the mitochondrion; positive regulation of mitochondrial calcium ion concentration. Bases 146 to 1156 code for a protein of 336 amino acids. The transcript has 9 exons. The record is from RefSeq and is a predicted model, not a curated record. Gene Ontology annotation, cellular component: mitochondrial inner membrane; mitochondrion.